GUGCAGUGAAUGAUGCUGAGACUCUGCUGUAAUCAGGUAGUACAGCAGUAGAAUGUUUUUGUUUUGUUUUCCUGCCAGCUUAACAAACCCUUCAGUGAAUUAACCUAAUUGUCUUAUUUUUGUGCAUUAACUUUGGAAGGAUUUGCUCAUACUGUGCUUCUACUUCCGGCUGAUGGCUCUUUCCUGGUGUCCUGAUCUCUUUUAAGAACCACCAUAGUUUUGCAUUGUUAGAAUCAGAAAUCUAGGGGGGGUGGGGAACAGUUUUAGAAGCCCUCUAGAUCCCAGUAUUGCUGCCGUGGUUAGGAUGUGAAUGCUCUCUGUAAAAACAAAGCGAUGUGACUACUACUCUUUUGUUUUACAGUAAAUUUAGAAUUUGUGUCUGUUCUAACAGAAGCCGUUUCCUAUGCCUCACAACUCUUUCCCACCCCUUCCAGGCCAAAUCUUUUCCACACAUGUAAUUCAUGACUUUUUGCCAAAUAGUCUGUGUUGGGUGAUGGUAUUUUGUAGAGGAAUUUCCCCCCUCCUUUUGACAUUUAAAAGUGUUCAUUCUGAACUAUCAGGCAUCUGAGUCUGUUUAUGUGUGCAGCCUUUAUUAUCAUAAAACUCAUAUCAGUUGGCUGCUUUUUUCCAUGUCUGUUUGAUAGUAAGAUUUGGCGAUUAGCAGGAUGAGGAGUAGUGAUGCGGAAAGUGUAAUACGGUGGAGACAGGCAACCUGUUUAACCAGGAAAACAUGGUUUUCAAGGAUCCACUUAGAGAAGUUUUUGGAUUAAAAGCCUGAAUGGUCCCCAGCUUUCGUCAGUUAUCCAGCUUUUGAACUGUGGACAAUAACAUGUGUAUUUUUCUGAAAUUAGACCUAUUUUACAAAUAGGCACAGAAAAUGGGUGAAGAUUUUUCUUACUAGAUUUAAGGAAAGCUAUUCUUAGAUAUAAUAAACUUUUGUUUGUUUAAAGUAUAGAUACUGGGGAAAUAGAAUGUAGAAAAAGACUGCUGAUAUUUGUAAAAAUGUAUAAUAUUAAAAACUUUUAGUUCUGUCUAGGCUUAAAGUAUAGAUAUAUAAAGAAUCAUUUAAAUUUUCUGAUUUACCUGGUAGUAGUUGUCAGUGUAAAGUUAUGCAGGAAGAUCAGGUGUGAGUAAUUCACAUUCUAGUAGGUUAAAUUCAUAAAUUCCAUCCUCCUCCAGUCUUGGCCAGCAGCCUUUCCAAGAGAAGGAUUACUUACACCAGCCAGGACGCCUUCUGUGACCAUAUUAGAUGGAAUUAGACUCCACCCCUUGUUUCUGUUGAUCUGCCAGGACCUUUGUAAUUCAAGUGCUUUUUACAGUAGUAGCAAAUGUUACAUAAGACCAAACAUGGAGCAUAUUUGGAGUUGGUGGGCAGACCCACAUCAUGAUGCAAGCCUGCAGUAGCAAGUGUGCAAUGAAGCACAACCAAAUUAUGUGAAUGGAAGGUGACGAGAAGCCUCCUCAGAGCAGCCCUUCCUCCACACCGGGGCUGAAAGCUCUCCCGGAAAGAAGACAUAGCUCAUCCAGCAAGCCUUCUUUGGCCGUUCCUCCCACUUCAGUAUUUUCCUUCUUCCCUUCUCUGUCCAAAAGCAGAGGAGGUGGUGGAAGUGGAAGCAGCCGUUCUUCCAGCGGAGGUGUUCUGAGCACGUCCUCGUUAAGUUCCAAGUUGUUGAAAUCGCCCAAAGAGAAACUGCAGCUCAGGGGGAACAGGCCAAUGCAUCCCAUCCAGCAAAAUCGAGUCCCCCAUGGUAGAAUCAUGACACCCUCUGUCAAAGUGGAAAAGAUUCAUCCGAAGAUGGAUGGCACGCUACUGAAACCCGCGGCGGGGCCCACCUGUCCUGCUCCCGUGAGCUCCUCAGUCAAGCCUGGCCUUAACUGCCCCUCAGUACCAAAGCCAACCUUGCCUUCACCUGGACACAUUCUGAAUGGCAAAGGGCUUCCUGCACCGCCUGUUCUGGAAAAGAAGGCAGAAGAUUACUCCAAUAACAGGAAGUUUUUAAAUAAGAGAUUAUCAGAAAGAGAGUUUGAUCCUGACAUCCACUGUGGGGUCAUCGAUCUCGACACCAAGAAGCCCUGCACUCGGUCUUUGACGUGCAAGACACAUUCCUUAACCCAGCGGAGGGCUGUCCAGGGUAGAAGAAAACGAUUCGACGUGUUGUUAGCCGAGCACAAAAACAAAACCAGGGAAAAGGAAUCGAUUCGCCAUCCGGACUCUCAGCAACCAGCGCAGCCUCUCAGGGACCCACAUCCCACCCCUCCUAGAACGUCACAGGAGCCACACCAAAACUCUCACGGAGUGAUUCCCUCCGAAUCAAAGCCUUUCAUAGCUAGUAAACCUAAACCUCACACCCCCAGUCUUCCAAGGCCUCCAGGCUGCCCUGCUCAGCAAGGUGGGAGUGCCCCCAUUGACCCUCCUCCAGUCCAUGAGUCUCCACACCCUCCCCUGCCUGCCACUGAGCCAGCUUCUCGGUUAUCCAGUGAGGAGGGAGAAGGCGAUGACAAAGAAGAGUCUGUUGAAAAACUGGACUGUCAUUAUUCAGGUCAUCAUCCUCAGCCAGCAUCUUUUUGCACAUUCGGGAGCCGGCAGAUUGGAAGAGGCUAUUACGUGUUUGACUCCAGGUGGAACCGGCUUCGCUGCGCCCUCAACCUCAUGGUGGAGAAGCAUCUGAACGCGCAGCUCUGGAAGAAGAUCCCGCCCGUUCCCAGUACCACAUCGCCCGUGUCCACACGUGUUCCUCACCGGACAAACUCUGUGCCGCCAUCACACUGUGGGGUUAGCUACCUGGCAGCAGCUACCGUGUCACCUGCCCCAGUCCCGCUCUCGUCCACCUGCAUCUCCCCCAGCAGUAAGUCGGUCCCAGCUCACGGAACCACGCUGAACGCCCAGCCCGCCGCCUCCGGGGCCGUGGACCCUGUGAGCAGCAUGCAGUCCAGACAAGUGUCUUCCUCCUCCUCCUCCCCCUCCACGCCCUCCGGCCUGUCCUCCGUCCCCUCCUCCCCCAUGGCCCGGAAACCUCAGAAGCUGAAAUCCAGCAAGUCUUUGCGGCCCAAGGAGUCUUCUGGUAACAGCACGAACUGUCACAACGCCAGUAGCAGUGCCGGCGGCGGCUCAGGAAAGAAACGCAAAAACAGCUCCCCACUGUUGGUUCCCUCAUCCGCCUCCUCGUCGUCCUCGUCCUCUUCUUCUCAUUCCAUGGAGUCUUUUAGGAAAAACUGUGUGGCUCACUCUGGACCUCCCCACCCCGCAGCAGUAGCCUCUGCCCCGGGCAUCAGCCUCAACUGCGUGGCCAGCCGAGCGAACUCAGUGGGUGGCCGGCACGAGCAGCCAGGGUGCCGGGGCGCCCCCAGCGGGAGCCCCUGCGAGUCCAUCAAGAGGAUGAGCGUGAUGGUCAACAGCGGCGAUUCCACACUCUCCCUCGGCCCCUUCGUGCACCAGGCCGGCGGCGAGCUUCCCGUCAACUCCCACGGCGCCUACCCGCACUCACACACUCCUCUGGACAAACUCCUAGGAAAGAAAAGAAAGUGCUCACCCGGCUCGAGCGGUGUCAACAGCAGCGGCGGCAGCGGCAAGCCCACCAAGGUGGCCAAACUGCCGGCCGUGAACAACGUCCACGCAAAACACACGGGCCCCAGCCCGGGGGCACCAGGGCUGACGAACAGUUCCCUCCUCCAUCAGGUAGGACAGGGCCUGGGGGCCCCGUGGGGAGGCUCGUGGCCUCUCCCUUGAGAUGGUUGAUCAACUCAGAGAUCUGUGCGGUCGGUUUGGUGGGUUUGCCUAAAAGCAAGUGUCCGGCUUCACGGUGUCUUUUAAGAAGGGCCAAGUUGAAGGCCAGAUGAAGGUCACACGGGCGCCUCUCUGCCAGACUGUCUCUCUGAUGACUCGGAAGAUGCUCUUGGCUGAGGAGGCCACACCAAGUGCAUUUCCGCAGCUGGGGCGGUGGACACCGUCCUGCGUGACGGUGGGGCCCUCCCUGUCCUGGAGUGCGGUCCUCUUGUACGUUUUUCUGAAGAAAGCUGGGCGAAAAUCAAGCUGAUAUGGAAAGGGAUGAUUUAAAUUUGAAAAAGGCUGUUCAUAUUUUUCCCUUCAAAGAAUUUCAGGUUUUCUUGUUAAUUCCCUCCCUCUGUGUUCUCCCUGUUUUCCGAGGAGGCAGGGAAACAGAAUUUAACUGUGGCAGAGCAGAAGACUAACAUCUCGUUGACGUUAACAGAUUGAGAAGAAACCUGCAUGUGACCCGUUUCUAGAAAAGGGCUUGUCGGGCAUCGGAUUCAUUACUGACCGUGGUUUCUCUGGCUGUGUCUUGUCUUCCCCACUCCUCCUCCGGCUGCUGUUUGCUCCUGUGGCCAGUUCCUCCACCUUCCUCUUUCUCCUGUCCAGCUCCUCUCAUCUUGUCAUUUCAUUCAGCAGGGUACUUUCUGUCUUUGCUUACAAGCGGGAAUUUCAGCAGUAUCAGCCUCAGAGCUCUGCUUUAAAAUGUGAGGCUCUUUUUGUUUUGCUUUGUUUUCCCUUCCUCGUCUUCAAAACUGAACAUAAAUGUCAGACUAGAACUUGUCCAGAAAAUACCAAGAAGUUUCUUCAUGAGACAGAAGUUUCCCUCCAGUAUAUGUGUGAAUGAAAACUCAGCACCAGAGGUGUGGGAAAAAUAAUGACGCGUGAAUUUUCAGUAGCAGCCGCUUCAAUUCUUCUCUUUGAGCCACAAAUACAUAAGUGCUAUUUGUGUGUCAUUUGGGCCUUUGAACAGGAUUCCUGGACAAGUGAAAACUUCUUGAUUUGUAGUAUAACAAUAAGCAUAAAAAUACACUGCAAACACUGUAAGAAUCCAUCCCUUAGUAACACCCUUCUGAGCGUAGUUUCCCGAUUCAUGUGAACCCCAGGAGGGAAGCCCCACUGCGCGCACCCCUGUCUCGGAGCAGGCCGUCUUCACACGGAAGCUGCUGCAGACCUGACCGCCCUGGUGUCGGGGCAAGGUGGGGACUGGGCGGGUGCAGCCGAGGGUGACGAUCUGUGGAGAGCUGGGGAAUGGGCACCUCAUCUGCACAGAGCAGCGACUCCCAGAAACUUGCUCUAAUUUCAGAGAGAAACUGCGCAUCUGAACCUUCAUGAGAAAUUUCACCAUUUUCCAAAGCUCUAGUUUUUUGUUUUUUUUUUAUCAUUUUGUCUUGACACAUUUGUCAGCUAAGUUUGGCUCAGGAGCUACCAGUUUGCCACCUCUCAUUUCCACCAUCUGAGGAGGACUACAUCCCCCUUGGACAAACAGCCUAUGUUUGGGUUCUUUUCCUUAACGGCAGUUUCAUGUCAUGUUUGUAUUUGAGAAAGGUUUUCUCUGUGCAGUGGAAUACAUUCUGUUACGCUACACAAAUUCGGGGGAUGUGGGGUGUGGUUCAUGGCUAUAGAUCACAGGAUGGAUCAACUGCCCAAAAAAGUAUUGCAUAUUUUUACAUCCCUGAUCAUUUAGCUGCAAGAGGGAACCAGUAGCUUUCUUCAGACUAUCAAAGGGACCCAUGCCUCCAAAAUGCUGUACAGAAGUCUGCUCUUAGACCAGUAGGAACCUGAGCUCACUCUUCUCCAUGGAGCAGAUUUUAGAGCCGAGAUAACUGGACUGGUUUGAGUCCCUUCAACAACAGAAUCGGAGACCUGCUGGGGAGCCUGGGAGAUAUUGCUGAGUGCCCGCCUAGCCCCUGUGUCAACUUGCGGGCUCUGCCACCAAGGACUUGCGGGCUCUGCCACCACGGACCUAAAAAUAGCUCAGUGCAGGCCAGCGAAGGCCAGAGUUCCCUCUGCCUGCCUCCCCUCCGCCUUGGGUGUGAGCUUUCACACCUGUGUGCUGGCCCAUUUGACCUUGUUCACGUCUCAGUUGACAACCUGGAAAAGCCUCAAGGAAGCAGCAUCCGUAAAUAGAACCAAAAGGCAGACAUGUGAGCCUUUUCUCUAAGCUAGAAACCCAGGCUGCAUCUCUUCUGGACUGUUUUCUCAGAGCCAGUCUCUUAGAAGGAUUGUGCCCAAGGUCGUUGGAGACUGUUGAAAGCUAAAACCAAGUUCUCUAGCUGCCUGCUCCUGGCACGGCCUGGGCAGAGGAGACAUGAGCGGUGCGUGGCCUUGGGAGUACCUUGUUUAGAAUCAAGGCAGGGCUGGGACAGCCGCUUUCUUACCUUUCGAUGUCUCUCCACCCACCUCUUUUUUGAAAGCCAAAGGCCCGUCCCUGACAGCUGGAAAUAGCACGGGGAGGAAUAAUGUGGACACUUUUGACGACAAGUUACACCUUCACUCAGCACUCUGGAUUCCACGACACCUUUGAGUCUGUUUUCCCAGCCUCCUGUGGGCCACGAGGGUGGAAAUCUGCCGGGCCGUUGUUCUAACGAGGAUGCCCCUGAAGCUUGACUCACUGCCCCUGUAGCAGUGAGUGCUUGUUAAAGGACACUGGAUCAAGUCCAGCCACCAAGUUGCUUUUAUCAGUGUUAGAGUGGUCUGGACAACUUGCUGCCAUCUGUGAGAAGUUCCUGUCUCGUUGUUGAACCUGCAAUAUAUCACCAAGCCGCUCUUGGAGGAGGUUGGCUGGUGCAAGUGUCUUGGCAAGAGUGUGACUGUGGUCUUUUCUCCCUCCCUCCUUCUCCCUGCCUAGGUCUUCCCUCACUCUGGCAUCUGUAGGUCCCAGGUCCCUCUCCAGCCGUCAGAUACCGUAACUGGAGAGACCUCUGGGGGCAAGCAGAGCUGCACCCCGAGCAGCCCCCUGGAGAAGGGGGUCUGUGGCUAGGUGUUUACACAUCAGGGGCCCGGAAUGGAGUGUGGACGUUAGUGUGAGGCGCCGUGAUAAAAGAGUCUGUGUUUUCGCCCAGCCUUUUGCAAGUAAUUUGGGAUCAGAAGCCGUCAGAAGUUUUUCAUAUACGAACUGGUUUAAAAGCCGUUGAUGGCCAGAGAGCAAGGAUACACCAGUUUAGAGGCUUACUUUUCAUGGUACAAGAGCAAUUCUGUGUGAAUUUAAAAAAAAAAAAAAAUGCAGACAAUUUUGAUAAUGGAAAGUCAAAUUUUGGUGGGAGGGGGCAGAUAAAAAUCACUGUGGGGGGGAAGUUUUCCAUGAUUUCUAAAGAGAUUGAUUUUUUUUUAAACCUUUGUUUUCAUGUUAAACAAUGUGAUUAGGCCAGUUGUCCUGCCCAGGCUCCUGUUUUUAAAAAUUGCCUUUGUAACGUGAAGUAACUGGGAUGCAGCAGAAUCUGUCAUUCACCAAGUCACUGGAAUACUUAAAUGUUUCCAAAGCACUCUGUGCAUUACCCCCAACCUCUUUGGAUACUGUCCUGGGACUAAGUGUAAAUUUCUGCUUGGAGCACUCCCAAUGUGUGUAUCUGCACACCGCAUCCUGCCACUGCACACGUUUCUCUGGAUGCCACUGAGGUGGGCAGCAGGCACCCAGGGAGGGGUGCAGGUGACGGUACCACUGCCCGUGUGGAGGUGGUGGGGUGCUCCUUGACAUACCUCCUUUCUUAGGAUUAAUGCCUGUGAUCUUCCUGAGGGUUUCAGAGACCACCCCCCACCCCCCACCCCCCACUCCCACCCACCCAGAAUGUUUUUUCUAGUACUUAACCCCCAGAGAAAGAGUUUAAUAGGUUAAGGCAUUUCUGCCUGAGAAGGUGCCAUUGAAUUUGAGGGGAUGAGCUGGAGCUUUUCCAUAGUUGAUUCCACCGGCAGCUCCUGAAAGGAGAACCAGGCAAUUUCGCUUAGAGGAACACAGGAAGUUGCCAACCACAGGGUAAAUUUCCCAAGGCUCCGAUCAUGGCCCCGGGUAGAGCCAGGACAGAGCCAGUCAGUGCAUCUGUUUUCCUUACAAUUCUUGGGUUAUAAACUUCAGAUUCAGGGAAUUUUCAGUCAACAACAGGUAGAAUGAAUAAAUACUUGGUUACCAGCCUAAUAAUGUGAAUCGCUACAGAAUUAUUAUGUAAGAUAACAAAGUUUAUGGAGAUACUUUAGCUAUAAAUUGAUGUAAAAUAUUGAUUCUUUUUUUUUAAAGGAAGGGGAGAACAGUAACUUGUUCAGUUAUUAUGCAAUCAAUUAGUAAAUGUUUUUAAAAUGAUACUGUAGGAGAGCUUGUGAGAAGACUGCACAGAUGGGCCCAUUUGGUGUAGUUAGCAGAGGUCGGUCUGGUUUUUCAUCCCAGGAGAGAGAGAGAGAAGGAGGUAAGAGGAAAUCAGAAUGUACCUAGCUGAUUCCUCAGUGACAAGUGCAAUGGGGGAUGGGUAGAAUUUAUUUUCAGAGCCAAGGGGACUUGAUGGUUAUAAAUAAAGUUGCUUUUAGUGAUGGAAUUGUAGACAGAUCAUGUUGUUCCAGAAGAUGUGAAUAGGACCCAUGAUAGAAAGUUGACUCAGAAUAAUGUAGAUAUUUAGUUAAGCGAGUCUUGAUCCUUUGAUUUCUUAGAUUGAGGUUUUAAUUUCAUUAUUGUCUCCCGGUAGUACACAGAGCAUCGGGAUUAGGAAAUUAGCCAUUUUGGACUCAGACCUAUUCUAAACAGUGCUAUUAAAUUUUAGACUGUUGUUCAAAUAUUUUUAUUUUCUCCUACAGCUACUUUUUACUAUAAUGAACAAGUAAGACCAUUUAAAACACGGGAGUACAAGUAUUUUUUUGAACUAAAUUAACUUGCAGAAACCAAAUUUGCAGUGGUUGGGUUGUUUCUAGACAGACUUUGGUAUCAAUUUAAAACCAAGAAAAUUUUUAUAUUCUUUCCAAUAGAAUUUCGUGACAACUCCUGCAGUUUUCUUAACCUACAAAAAAAGAAAAAGUGCUGCAAUGAUGAACAAAGAAUUAUACAAAAACCUACUUUUGUAUCUUUAUUUUGGAAUUUCUUGUUCUAUUAUAAAUAUGGAAGUAUCCCUAUUUGAGAAGACAUAUUUUGUUAAAAAUGAAUUGUACAUAUUUAAAUAUGUAUUUUUGCACAGGUCUUUUUUUCUGAUAUCCUGUUUUGGUACAAUUGAGAUCAUCUAGUAUUUAUUUAUUAAUUAAUAAAAGUAAAUACCUUUUUAUAAUUUGAAGUGGUUCACUGCCAAGCCAAUAGUUCUAGGACCUGCUUCCUUUACCAUGUAAGGGACGCCUCUGUUCUGUGAAAGUCUUUUGUCCCUUUCAGUGUCUCGGGAGUGGAUUCACGCAGAUGAAGUGGGCAUUGCUUCUCCCUAGUUGCUUGACUUCCCUAUAGACUACAUGUAACAGGUGACAUACUGCUUUUCUUUCGUUACGUGUGAGAGUGAGUGUGCGCGCGCCCCGAGCACACGCGUGUUAGUAUGUGAGUGGUUAAAACUAAUGGGAAAAACACAAAACUGAAAGUGCCUGAACCUAGUUUUAAGCUUAGACAGAUUCUUUAAAAAGACUUGAAUGUUCAGUUGAACUUUUUUGGAGUUUGCUUUUUCCACCUAAAUAUUGUUACUUAAAUUUUAGGGGAGGAGUUGAAAACCACCAAAUGCUGGUAAUUUUAUAAGGUAUUUUAAAAUCAAGACCUUUUGGUUCACAGGAAUUCAACUGGUGAUGAAUUGCCCAGUGGCACCAAGGGUUACAAAUCUUCUGUCAGCCAGCAACUUACACAGCGUGUCCGUUUUGUUAUUCACUCGUGAAAUGCAGAGUUUAAAAUAGAAUAUUUAAAAUAUUUUGUAUUCCAAAAAUAUAAUACAGAGUACCUCUGAGAACAUUGAAAAAAAUGUUUAAUUUGAAAAAAAUGUAACUUAUAAAGGCAGCUGUCUUCCUGCAAGAGUUCUGUUGCCAAGGAAUUUCUUAAUGUCUCUCAUUCUGUCCUGCGGUGGGGGGAAAAGUUGGGCUUUGGAAAAAUGAUUGUUAAAAGUUUCAUUAUGUUUAGCAGAAAAAUAACCAUUUUUACAUUCUGUGUAAAGCCUUUUACAUCUUUGGAUCAUUUAAAUGAGCACUACAUCCUGUCAGUGUGAGUGUAGGGCCUUGAAAGCAUUUUGCCGGUUUCUUUUUUUUUUCCCUUUGAGCUUGGUUAUAAAAGCAAUCUCCUGUUUAAAAUGUGUGAAUAGUUUGAUCAUUUGUACACAUAAUCAAGAGCAUCUCAGCUGGACUUUUUGUUGGCUGCUGUAUAGAACAUGAACAAAUGUCAAGGGAUAGAAGAUUACUUUGGAUAUUUAAAAGAGAAGAAAUAUAUAGUCUAUUUGUUUUGUAACAAGUUCUGUAAAUAAAAUAAUUUAUACUAUUUAUAAGAAAAGUUGUGCUUUGCUUUAUGAGAAAUUAGUUUGUGGAACAAACAUGUUAACGGGCAAUAAAACUAGGAUUUCUCAAUAAAUAAGGUUGGCUGCAUGAAAUA
Molecule: messenger RNA, 10286 nt
Organism: Dama dama (fallow deer)
Lineage: Eukaryota; Metazoa; Chordata; Mammalia; Artiodactyla; Cervidae
Gene: ATXN7
Product: ataxin 7
Exons: 8
Coding region: 1439-3727 (762 amino acids)
Source: RefSeq, a predicted model, not a curated record